Messenger RNA from Westerdykella ornata, 582 nucleotides. RefSeq lists its product as uncharacterized. The transcript has 6 exons. The record is from RefSeq and is a predicted model, not a curated record. NCBI's taxonomy places the organism in Eukaryota, Fungi, Ascomycota, Dothideomycetes, Pleosporales, Sporormiaceae. The coding region runs from base 1 to 582 and encodes 193 amino acids.
AUGUCUCGGAAAUAUGGGAUCACAUUAACAGCGGCUUUCGUGCAGUUCCAAGGCCAGUUCAUCAACCUUCCAGAGGUACCUCCAGGCGUCUUCAACGUCAGUACACGCCUUGAGCUCCGAACCACUACAACAGCCGUCUGGGAUGCUCUUACGAAUUUCCCAGCCUAUGCGGACUGGAACCCUUUUGUGCGUAGCGCAACUCUCUCUAACCAGCUAAACAGCGCCGCGUAUCCAGUCGAGGGAGCGAACCUGUACAUGCGCGUACAAAUUCCGCCUCUGCCACUGCCCGUCGACGCCUCAACUCCCGAUAAUCCGCUGCACACGCAGAUUACUCUGGAAAACAUCACGCAUGUGCAGCCAGAGCGGUUGCGGCUGGCGUGGAAACAUGUCCUGCCGGAUGCCGUUCUGGAUGCGGAACGCUGGCAAGGGAUCAGCGACCUGGGGAAUGGAAAGGUGCUGUAUGAGAGCAGAGAGGUGUAUCGAGGGGCGGGAGCGAUUGCGAUCAAGGCGCUGUUUGCGGAGGGUUUACAGCAGGCGUUUGAUGCUCAGGGUGCGGGCUUGAAGUUGUUGCUGGAAGGGUAG